Molecule: messenger RNA, 3166 nt
Organism: Girardinichthys multiradiatus
Lineage: Eukaryota; Metazoa; Chordata; Actinopteri; Cyprinodontiformes; Goodeidae
Product: cell death-inducing p53-target protein 1-like
Exons: 6
Coding region: 308-973 (221 amino acids)
Biological process (GO): intrinsic apoptotic signaling pathway in response to DNA damage by p53 class mediator; tumor necrosis factor-mediated signaling pathway
Molecular function (GO): zinc ion binding
Source: RefSeq, a predicted model, not a curated record
CGGCUCUGAACCAUUAACAUUUUAUAACAAUAUGACAGUAUAAAAUACUGUUUUGUUUUUUAUUGUUUCUAGACCACAGUAAAAGCAAAUUCCCAUAUGUUUUGUUACCAUUUGUCACAACACUGGUGUACAUCAUGAUUAAUGACGUCAGUGUAAAUCCGUCUCAGCGGUUGUCGAAGCCGCUAACGUCAAACAACUUCAGCUAAAACACGGUUCGGUGUUGUUUCUCCUGGAAAAAAGCAGUACACCCGACCCAUAGAGCUGUGAUUGCUGCCAACGUAUCUGAGCGCCUAGACCUCCAGCCAGUAUGUCCAGUGACCCUCCCCCUCCGUACCCCGGAGGUCCCAGUGCCCCUCCCAUUGAGGAAAAGAAUGGACAACCAGAAAUAGUGAGAACUACUCAGCCACAAGGACAGCCCUUACUUCCAAAUUAUGGCCCUCCCCCCUAUGAAGGUCCACAUCCAGGCUUCCUACCUCCACAUGUCCCAGGAGAAGGACCUAUGGCUAUGCCUCCACCAAUGCAAGGUUUCGCCUAUCCACCACCUCCAGGUCACUUUGCUCAUCCAAUGCCUCUACCAAUACAAGGUAGCCCAUUCCCACCACCGCCAGGUCACUUCGCUCAGCCAAUGCCUGGACAGAUGGGUCCUGGUCCCAGUCACUUUGUCCACAUGGGAGGUCACACAGCGACCGUCCUGGCUCCUCCGGGGGCAGCCACCACAGUGACAGUACUGCAAGGCGAAAUGUUUCAGACCUCACCGGUGCAGACCGUGUGUCCGCACUGUCAGCAGGCGAUCAUCACUCACAUCUCUCAUGAUGUCGGGCUGAUGAACACACUCUUCUGCCUCUUCUGUUUCUUUGUAGGAUGUGAUCUCGGCUGCUGCUUGAUUCCCUGUCUGAUUGAUGACCUCAAGGAUGUGACACACACCUGCCCUAACUGUAAGGGCUACAUCUACACAUACAAACGCAUCUGUUAACCACCGACAGCUUUUUGCCAGAGAACCAUGUACAUGAAAACACUCACAGCUCCCCCUGCUGGUGGUGAUAGCAGACCCCACUACCAACCCAUUUUUGCAUACUGUUGUCGAUGUCUUAUAUCAUAAGUGAAGUUUUCUCAUAAGCUCACCAGAUAUCUACUGUGAAUAUCUUUCGCAUUCUUCAGAAUUUGAAAUGUACAAAACUUAUAAACUGCAAAUGAUGAAGGGCGCUAAAAGAACUAAGAACUGACAGGCUGCAGUCGUGCAGAAACAGCUGGGAGCCUAGACGUUUUAGUCUUUUGCAUGUCAACGUGAAGGAAAAAAGAAAGGUAACAUUUAGAAAAUGUGUACUUUAUUUGAGUUCAUUUGAAAAUGUUAUGAGUUUUUGUGUUGGUUUUUCUUUUGGGUCUCAUCUUAGAAAAGUCAUCCAUGUAAGUUCUUGUCUCUGGAUCAUCUUUAAACUGAUGCAUUUAUGGUACAAGCUGUAUUUAUUUUUGUAAAGUCACAAUGACUCAGUGACUUGCUGCUACUAGCUCUCUGUCCAUGAUGUGUUUAGUUUUGAUAAAUUUAACUUUUGCACUUUUAUUUUAAAUCCUCUGUUGGCCCCUUUUGUUAUUGCGAAUAUAUGAUAAUGAAUAAAAGCAACGUUGUUUGGCUUUUAGCUGAGUAAAUCGGACUGUACAUGCAGUGAAAACAUGUUAAUAUUUAUUUUGUCACUGAUAAAAGAACUGCAUGAUAUCUUAUUAAUGUUUAAGGAGUAUACUUUGACAGACUGAUGCACUUCUACAGAUUGUAGAUUCAAACUUACAACUCUUCAAGUAGGACAUAUAAAAAAAAAACUGCAAAAAUCAACCUUGGCACCAGUUCUUUAAGACUACUUGCAUUGCCUAAAUGCAUGUUAGAUACAUUUAUUAAGCUUCAAUUAAAAUAUAAAAAAUAGAAUUACUGGAGAUCAACUUUUAUUCCACUGAAUUGUCUGCUGCUAGUGAAUGAUCAGUGUACCGUCACUGCAUGUCCAAUUGUUUGUUCAUUCAUCUUUGUACCGAGAACCAAGCGGUUUGACAGUCAUUAAUAGAAAACCUGAGCCUUGAAACUUCCUAAAACUGCACUCUUACAAUCUUUACCUCCCUAAACGGAGAGAGUCCUUCCGGAUGUUAACCAGACUACUCAAGGUUUUCACAGGUUCAUGGGGUGCAGGUGUCACAUACGGAAACUAGAAAAAUAACAGCACUAUCAAUUAUAUUUAAGUCAAAUGACAAUUACUAAAACCUGAAAAAGACAAAAUACUAAAAUCAGAUCAAGAAAUAUCACAUUUUUACCUGUACUGUCUUAUUGCAUUUUAGAAAUAAAUCCCAGUAACUUUUAUCUAUUUAUUAUUUACAAAGCAAAAGUAUCUAAAGGUACUUCAGUAACAAAACACAAGAGAGGGAGUCGAGUGGCUGAGUUUAAAAGCAAUCUCAGAUCCUUGGGUAUUAUUUGCUGAGAUGUAUUUGUAAAGAAACCAAGAUCACAACAGAAAGAAAGAUGAAAGUCGUAGCAUCAGAUUGUAACUACGUUUACACAACCAUCAAAUAAUACGGAUCAUUCUUUGCACUUUUACAAAGUAAACUUGCCAAUUCCUUUCAAUCUUAAAUUUGAAACAAUUUAAAUGAUUUUAAUGUAGGCCAUCUAUGCUGAAACCAUCAAAUUAAAUGCAAAAAUAUUUUCAUUCUCAAUCAACGGAUCUAAACAGUUUAGACCUAUGGUCCAUUUUAGAAUUCAAGCAUAAAUGGGAAGACCCUGACAAUUUUGAGGGCCCUAAACCGCAGCUUAGUUUGUUUAAGCCUUGGGCCGGCUCUGAACCACUAACAUUUUAUAACAAUAUUACAGUAUAAAAUACCAAUAGAUACAAUGGUGGAUUUAUUUAUCUUGGCUCCCACUCUUCAUUCGGCUUGUUAAUCUUUCACAACAAAUACAAAAAUACUGACGUUUAUUUGACUUGCAGUUUGCCUUAAUGACCACAAGAGAGCAGCAAAAAGACUUAGAUGCUGAUUGACCUCAGGUAGCUCUGCGGUUCUACUAAAAAGGGUGAAUACACAUUAUUACAAUUUGUAAAAAAAAAAAAAGUAUAUAUAUUAAAAUGCAGACAUUAGUAAUGCUGGCAACCUGUUUAAUUUCUGAGACUAUAAAUAUAUAAGCGCUUGGACAACUUCA